CCAAUACCCCUGAUCAGUUACAGUUGGAAGUUUGCAGUGCUCUAACACAGGUGACACACAUCCAAAAUGGUUCAAGGAAUGCAUCAUCUCUUUAUCUUAGUUUAUCUGCUGACCAUCGCGUGCAGUGCCACUCUCGAGCAGCCGAUCGAACAGCAGACACAGUUGGCCGAGACAGAAAAGGACCCAAUACCACCGAUCUACAACACACCGCCCCAACCACCGGUCAAGAUACUGCGCGAAACCAGCCCCAUCACGCAGCGGGAAAGCAUGCCAAUGUCCGACGAAGAUUUGCAGCAGUCAGCCGCAUACACGUACAGCUACUAUCGGCCGGUGUACCACCCGGGCGUAUACUACUCCUACUACCCACGGUAUCGUUGGUACAGACCGUACUACUACUACUACAACUGGUGGUAUUAUUGAUUUGCGGAAAUGGUUUUCGUUUCGAAUGGAUUUUAGGCAGUUGAAAUGUUAUUAAACGAAACAAACCACCAAAACACAAAUGCGUCAUUAAGAGCGUGUAUUGCACAGUAUGUGUUUAUAGAGCAAAAAAUAAGUUAGAUUACCCUCCCCUUUUUAUUGGAGACACGGAACUGUUGCAGAACAAAUCAAGCAAGCGAACGAGCGAAGCCAAUCGUUUUUGGAACGAGCAAAAAGCUUGUAGCCAUCUAAUGGCAAUGAUUACUUCGAUUUCGUUCUUUCUAAAUUAUUUCUCCUUCUGUAUGGAUUGAAGAUCACCUUUCGUAGAUCGUGUAGGUUCACCGGCAGUUGUCAAUAAAACCACGUGUGCAUCGAUCCCCCAUAAAAAAAACCAACAGAAAAUAAACACGUGCCACGCGGGUGUGCCAUUGGGAGUAAAUCAUGCGGUAGCACCGUUAGCAGAGACGCUAGCGGAACCACUGGACCGUGUAGAUCUAUUAGGGUGCGUUACUAAUAAAUAGUCACUGAUGCAA
Messenger RNA from Anopheles merus, 950 nucleotides. RefSeq lists its product as uncharacterized. Bases 67 to 420 code for a protein of 117 amino acids. NCBI's taxonomy places the organism in Eukaryota, Metazoa, Arthropoda, Insecta, Diptera, Culicidae. The record is from RefSeq and is a predicted model, not a curated record. The transcript has 2 exons.